CUAUUAGCUGGGGCGCGCAGCCCGCCCCUUCUUUUCUCCAGCGCGGUGGUGGAGGGAAACGACAUCACAUUUACUGAAUUUAUAUGGUCAGAAAUCUGUUUAAUCAAGGACAAUUGACAACAAAUUUGAGAGGGGCUUGGAGAACACAUACCAGGAAUGGAUUCUCUCAACUAUGCAACGGUAUCUGAUUCAGCUGUGGAAAUUGAGAAUCAAAGUGAUAACUCUUCCUCUGGUAGCAGCUUAUUUAAAACUCAGUGUGUUCCUAUCCCACCUAAAAGGAGGCAAAGAAACCCUAUUAGAAAAUUUGUUCACAAACCUGAAAGUACUCAAGCAAGAGAUUCGUCUAGUGACUCAUCUAUAGAGCCAAGACCAUUGACUUUAAAAGCUAUUUUUGAAAGAUUCAAAAAAAAGAAACGUAAAAAGAGGAAAUACAAGCCAACGGGAAGAUCAAGGGGAAGACCAAAAGGAAGGAGAAACACUAGAAGCUCACAAAUAAAUAAGAAACAAUUUAAAGACAAAGGACCUGGUUUCCCAUUUUUAGAAUCAGGAAAUGGAAGAAAACCAUUACCUUGGAGAAAAAUUUUAACCUUUGAGCAAGCAGUGGCAAGAGGAUUUUUUAACUACCUUGAAAAACUGAAGUAUGAAUACCAUCUCAAGGAAUCCUUGAAACAAAUGAAUGUUGGUGAAGAUUUAGAAAAAGAAGACUUUGAUAGUCGUAGAUACAGAUACUUGGAUGAUGAUGGAUCUAUCUCUCCUAUUGAAGAGUCAGCAGCAGAGGAGGAGAUUGCAACAAACCUUGAACAUGAUGAAUGUGAUAUUAAAUUGGUGGAGGAUAAUUAUUUCAUAAUAAGUUCUGAAUUACCAAAGAAGAAGAAUGUAUAUUUGGAACAAGAGGAAAAUACUGAAGAAGCUGCACUGCCUAAAAAGAGAGCAUCAAAAUCCAAAACACUGGACAGAGGACAGAAUGGCCUGAAAAUAGAUAGGAUUAUGACUACCAGACAAGGCUCAUGAGUAAAAACUGGAUAUAACAAGGCUUUUCAGUAUUAGAAAAGAUGAAGGGAUAAAUAGCAACGUACUUGCUAUGUUUAAUUUCUAGGGUCCUAAAGUAAAUCGCUUGAGGAAAUUGGAUCCCAAAGAUUACAGGGCUGACUCACACGAUAACUUCUUUUUGAAAGGGCUACUUUAUCUUGAAGAUUAUGAGUUUGGAGGAACUAAGGUGAUUGGCAGUGGAAAGAAUCAGAACAUGUGAAAUUCCUUAAAAAUUUAUUGACUUAAAUAACUUUGUGUUACACGUAAUUAAAAAAAACCCUUUACACUUUGUGCAGAAAGUCAGCAUA
This is a messenger RNA of Balaenoptera musculus (blue whale), 1337 nucleotides long. It is a transcript of the gene TAF1D, whose product is annotated as TATA-box binding protein associated factor, RNA polymerase I subunit D. Gene Ontology annotation, cellular component: nucleus; nucleoplasm; RNA polymerase transcription factor SL1 complex. Gene Ontology annotation, biological process: regulation of DNA-templated transcription. Lineage: Eukaryota; Metazoa; Chordata; Mammalia; Artiodactyla; Balaenopteridae. The record is from RefSeq and is a predicted model, not a curated record.